GAAUCUACACAAAUCUAUGCUCUUGCUAGGUAUCUGUCAAGUGUCAGCUGGUGUCAGAGCCAGCAGAAUUGAUAGUUAAACAAUGAAAAUUUGACAUUAAUUUUCUUUAAUUUCUGAUUACGAAAAUAAAAUGUCUGCCAGCUACUAUUUUGUCAUUGUGGGAACUGAAGACAAUCCUCUCUUUGAAAUUGAAUUCAGUGGAUCCAGUAAAGAUGCAAAGAAAGAAGAUCAUGCACACCUCAAUCAAUUCGUAGCUCACGCUGCCCUCGAUCUGGUAGACGAUCAAAAGUGGAAAUCUCCAAAUAUGCACUUAAAAGUUAUUGACAAGUUUAAUCAAUGGUUUGUAAGUGCAUUUGUCACUGCCACGCAAAUUAGAUUCCUCAUGGUACACGAUACGAAGAAUGAAGAUGGGAUUAAAAACUUUUUUAAUGAGAUGUACGAGACUUACAUAAAGUAUUCAAUGAAUCCAUUCUACAAGAUAAACUCUCCCAUAAACUCAACAGGAUUCGAAAAGAAAGCUCAGUUAUAUGGCAGAAAAUACCUGACAUCAUAAGUUAACAUAAUUUAUAAUAACCUGUACAAAUUAAAUAAAUAAUAAAAUAUUAAA
This is a messenger RNA of Diachasmimorpha longicaudata, 607 nucleotides long. It is a transcript of the gene Trs20, whose product is annotated as TRAPP subunit 20. The transcript has 3 exons. Gene Ontology annotation, biological process: endoplasmic reticulum to Golgi vesicle-mediated transport. Gene Ontology annotation, cellular component: TRAPP complex; nucleus; cytoplasm. NCBI's taxonomy places the organism in Eukaryota, Metazoa, Arthropoda, Insecta, Hymenoptera, Braconidae. The record is from RefSeq and is a predicted model, not a curated record. The coding region runs from base 131 to 553 and encodes 140 amino acids.